This is a messenger RNA of Prunus armeniaca (apricot), 225 nucleotides long. The record is from the annotation of a GenBank genome assembly. NCBI's taxonomy places the organism in Eukaryota, Viridiplantae, Streptophyta, Magnoliopsida, Rosales, Rosaceae.
AUGUCAGACGUACGCCCUUCAAACGAUCAUCUCAGUUACCCGGGAAACCAGUCAUGGCAUGUGCCAUUCCCAUCUCCACCUCUGACCCCAAAUCACAAUCCCACUUCAUUUGGAAGUGAGGCUCAGAGCAACGAUCCACUUGACAAAAUCUAUGCCGUGAAGCACGACGUCCAAUAUUUGUCUAGGGCAACAGAUUGGUGGGAGAGCAAAUGUGAGGCCAAGUGA